GACUUUACAGAAGGAGAAAGGAAGAGGCGGCGUGAUGCUUUGCAAUAAUCAUGCCUCUGCUAUUUAAUUAUGUUUUUUUCACAUCCUUCGCCAUGUGAGGUAAAGGCCUUAGCUGCAAUCACAUGCAAUCAUUAUUGAACGAAUUAUAUAAAAUCACAGCACAGAAAGUAGAAGCAUGAUCUGAUGAGAGAAACUUGUUUAAAGAUUCAACCUUUCUGUGGUGAAAAAGCCGAAUUUUAAGCUUAGAUCGAUGGACGACGACGGGGAAAGCAAGGCGACGGGCAUCGCGCAGAUUGUGAGCCUCAAGAAGUUCCUCCAGAAGUGGCAGACGGCCACGAUUGGGUCGAAGGGGGGCUGCAGCCCCCCUACGCAUCACGGGAUCUCGCCUGCGGUUACGAGGAGGCUGAGGACUUCGAACUCGUACGCUGAGUCGGAUGAGGACGGGUGCCAGAGCCCUGACCCGCCUGUGGAUGUCCCGAGAGGGUACCUUGCGGUGUACGUUGGCCCUGAGCUUCGGAGGUUCAUCAUCCCAACUAGCUACCUUAGGGAUCCCCUGUUCAAGGUGCUGCUGGAGAAGGCGGAGGAGGAGUUUGGGUUCGAUCACAGUGGCGGGCUGACUAUCCCGUGCGAGAUCGAGACGUUCAAAUAUCUCCUGCAGUGUAUGGAGUGUCACAGGAAGGAUCAGGAUGAUAAGGAUUGAUGAUUAAAGGUUCAUAUUUUUUCUUAACUUAAUUUGUUCUUCAUUUUGGAAUUUGAUAUUGUUUAGUGACUCAAUAUGUUGAUUUGAUCAAAGAAAUAUGUUAGGUGCAAACUUGAUCUUUGUGACAUGGAAUGAAUUUUAGGAGGUUUGUGUAUAUGUUGGUUGAUGUUUACAUCUUA
Messenger RNA from Salvia hispanica, 879 nucleotides. Its product is annotated as SAUR-like auxin-responsive protein family. Gene Ontology annotation, biological process: response to auxin. Lineage: Eukaryota; Viridiplantae; Streptophyta; Magnoliopsida; Lamiales; Lamiaceae. The record is from RefSeq and is a predicted model, not a curated record.